CGCCGUAAUAAUAAGGGAGCAAUUUUCCUACUAUGUUAAGAGCACUCGAAGCUCCGAACACAUUUGUCUGAACAGCGAAACUCCAACACAGCAAUCGAGCAAUGUGGAGGAAACCAUUGGCAGCUGCAACCGGCAGGGCACUGCGCCAUCCAUGGCGCACCACCACAUUCCGCCAAUCAACCACCGCCUCCUCUGCCGUCAACUCCCUUCUACUCCGCUCCCUCAAAGACCACUAUCUCGAAGUCUCUAGAAUGUCCCCUCCUGCUAAGGUGAGCCCUCCCGCGCCGUUCACGGUUGUGAAGGGAUCGCUGGACGGAAACGGUCCGGUCCUCAAGCGGAGCUACGGCAACGACGAGGAAAUCAACGUUUCGGUGAUGCGAUUGGCGAACAUAGUCCCCGGUGGCGGUGGUGAGGACGAUGGCGAUGACAGCAUUAACCAGUUGUUUGUUCACGUGGACGUGUCGAAGCCCGGGCAGCCGGAGCAUGUGCACUUUCUGUGCGGGUUGUACCCGGACGCGCUCGGGAUUCACUCCAUUUCAAUGCGGCCCAAGGCCGAGAACUCGGGGUUCCUUGUCGUUCCGAAUCAGUACGCUGGGCCGGUUUUUCAAGAUCUUGAUGAAAGUAUGAGAGAUGCCCUUCACAGUUACAUAGAAGAGCGUGGAAUAAAUGAGAGUCUCUUUCCGUUUCUUCAAGCAUGGCUUUAUGUGAAGGAUCACCGGAAUCUCAUGCAUUGGUUCAAAUCAGUUGGCACGUUCAUUCAUGAAAACAAGGCAGCUAAAGACAGUUAACAUAAAAUGGUUUCCACACCAAGUUAGUCAUGUCAUGUGUCUCCUAUUUGUUUAACUGGCACAUGCUAAUAUUUUAGUGAAACAGUUUUGUAAGACAGUUCAGGCACAUGUUAAUAUUGUUCCUUUUGUUUCUGAAUUAUAAUUUUAUAUAUUUAAUUAGCCUAUAUUACAAAUUCACAUGUGAAUUAUUUUUCUUCCUUUUCGCAAAUAUUAAUGUCAAUUUGCAGUGUAUAAUUGGUGCC
This is a messenger RNA of Alnus glutinosa, 1030 nucleotides long. RefSeq lists its product as uncharacterized. Bases 102 to 788 code for a protein of 228 amino acids. The record is from RefSeq and is a predicted model, not a curated record. The transcript has 3 exons. Gene Ontology annotation, cellular component: mitochondrial matrix. Lineage: Eukaryota; Viridiplantae; Streptophyta; Magnoliopsida; Fagales; Betulaceae.